ACAGCAUGCAGGAUAUUUCUAAGAGAAAGGCAUAUCUUCGGAAACAUUUUGUCACCAAACACUUCAGGCCCAGGUACCUCUUGGGUAUUAAAGUAGCCAAAAGUAAGGAAUGUAUAGUGUUGUCCCAAUGCAGGUGUGCGCAUAUAAGGAUGGGGAAGUCAUAAUAGACACAGCUGCUGGAACACUUGGAAGAUACGAUCCAAGGCCUGUUCAACCUGAUAGUCUUUUUCCAGUAUUCUCAGCUACAAAGGGUAUUACUGCAGGAAUGAUACAUUGGCUCGUAGACAAUGGGAUACUAAAGCUUGAUGAAAAUGUGGCUAGUAUUUGGCCAGAUUUUGGUUCCAACGGGAAAGAGCAUACAAAGGUUUUCCAUGUUCUCAACCAUACGACUGGACUCCACAAUGCCAUGGGAGAUGUCAUCAAGGAGAACCCUUUGGUCAUGUGUGAUUGGGCUGAAUCUUUAAAGCACAUUGCGAGAGCCACACCAGAGACUGAACCUGGUUCUGAGCAGAAAUACCACUACUUGUCUUUUGGUUGGAUUUGCGGCGGAGUUAUAGAGCAUGCAUCUGGCAAGCGCUUUCAAGAGAUUCUGGAGGAAGCAAUUGUGCACCCUCUCAACAUUGAAGGUGAACUCUACAUUGGCAUUCCACCAGGGGUAGAAUCACGAUUAGCCACUCUUACAAUUGACACAGAGGACCUUGAAGGAAUAUCCAAGUAUGCAAGCAUGCACGGGGAAGCUGCCUCUCUGAACUCAACUGAUGUGCUUUCGAUGGUGUCCAACAUCCCGGUGACUUUCAACAUGCUUCCUGUGAGGCGUGCAAUCAUACCCGCUGCCAACGGCCACUGCUCUGCCCGUGCACUGGCUCGCUAUUAUGCAGCUUUGGCUGCUGCAGGAAACAUUCCCCCUCCUCACACAGGAAGUGAUCCACCUCUCGGAAGUCACCCCCACAUUCCAAAAUUCCUUUCCGAAAAUGACACCAAAAAGUUGAAAGGUAGAAAGAAUGCAACAGCAGCCACAGAAGAUUCUGAACACAGUAGAGACCGCAGCAGCCGUAGAAAAGGUUACAGAGCUAUAAGCACUCACGACCACGACAUUGAUGACAAACGCAAACACCGCACAGUAGGUGGCCAGAUGUUUACUAACCCUAGGAUACAUGACGCGUUCAUGGGAGUAGGUGAGUACUACGGAGACAUGGUUAUACAGAAUGGAAAGUUUGGGCUGGGUUUUAGGAGAUUUCCUUCGGGACGACUGGCUUCCUUUGGACACUCUGGAAUCGGAGGAUCGACGGGGUUUUGUGAUGUAGAGAACCAGUUUGCAAUGGCCAUAACGGUGAACAAGAUGUCAUUUGGAGGUGUAACGAGGAAGAUAGUCCAGUUAGUCUGCUCCGAGCUUCAGAUUCCUGUGCCCGAGGAGUUCUCAAUAUCUGGAGACAGAGGGCCAGAUACGCAGUUCAAUUUGGGAAGGACUUCUGCACCCACUACUGCAUGAGUGACUCACCGUCAUGCAAAUCUUCCAUAUCUUUGCUAUGUUUUUAUUUAGUUAAUGGCGAUAAUCAACGCCAUUUAUAUGGGGAUCAAGCAUGUUUGUGACGGUGAUAAUAUGGUAUAGCAGUUAAUUGAUUAUGGUUCCGGGAAAAUGAGAUGGUUUGCCAUGUGUAAUUAGUGCAACUGCUUGAGAACCCCAUUGCUGAGGUCAGAAUCGCAGUUGCCAGAAUUUUGCCCCACUUUAUCAGGCAAGCAGUAAACUCUUUCAACGUGCAACAACUUUCUCAGCAUGCAUUUGACACAUGGCUCGUUCGAUUUCGUUUUUCCAACCUGUCGAAUUUUGUGUAUUAAACAUCUAGAAAUUCACACGAGAAAGGCUUCAUUGUUUUGGCAAUAUUUUGCGGCAGCUCGGAUUCAAAUGUUUCGGACAUGGAUGCUUGUAGAUUGAAAUCUAAUUUUGUUUUCGCGAC
Messenger RNA from Nymphaea colorata (pocket water lily), 1955 nucleotides. RefSeq lists its product as uncharacterized. NCBI's taxonomy places the organism in Eukaryota, Viridiplantae, Streptophyta, Magnoliopsida, Nymphaeales, Nymphaeaceae. The record is from RefSeq and is a predicted model, not a curated record. Bases 110 to 1489 code for a protein of 459 amino acids. The transcript is spliced from 6 exons.